Messenger RNA from Olea europaea var. sylvestris, 1208 nucleotides. RefSeq lists its product as uncharacterized. Bases 38 to 1021 code for a protein of 327 amino acids. The transcript has a single exon. NCBI's taxonomy places the organism in Eukaryota, Viridiplantae, Streptophyta, Magnoliopsida, Lamiales, Oleaceae. The record is from RefSeq and is a predicted model, not a curated record. Gene Ontology annotation, molecular function: DNA binding.
UAAAAAAUUGUUUCGAGUUUUUUCAAAUAAUUCAGAUAUGUUUCCCAAUUUGGCAAAUCUUCCAGGCAGGGAUAUUGUGAGUGAAACAGGGACAAACGAACCAGUUUGUUUAUCCUUACACUUAAUGCCUUCUUGUAAAUGCAAAGUUUCAGUCCCGUCAAAAAAGGAUAUUCAUAAUAUUGAAACAAAUAAAAAAGAUUGGGCUAAAACAAGUAAUUGCAAAAGGAAUGAUAUUGAAUUCAUUGAUUUUUUGUCUCGCGAGAUUUCUAAAAACUGUGGCGCAUCUACUCCAGUUGAAGAAUCCAACUCAGAUGAUCGACUAGAUGGCGUUGAACUCAGAAUUUGGAAUCCGGGGCUUCCGAGAAGAAGGGCAAUGGGGGUUGAAAUAGUUCCAUGCAAUCAAGUUCUACCUAUGAAUCCAAUAACAUUUGAGGAUGAAAUAUUACAGCAGGAAGAUCCAAUUGUAAUGGGGAAUGAAAUAAUUCCAUACGUUCAAGUUCAAACCCCGAAUUCAAUAAUAAUGGAGGAAGAAAUAUUACAACACGAAGAUCCAAUACUGAUGGGGAAUGAAAUAGUUCCAUACGAUCAACUUCAACCUCCAAAUCCAAUAAUAAUGGAUGCUGAAAUAAUUCAACAGUUUCAGAUUGAAGAUGAGGAUCCUGAUCAUUGGAGAAUCACGAAAGUGUUGACAAAAAGUGAUGUUGAUGGUUCCUCAAGACUCUUGAUCGGAAGAAACCAAGUGUUGGCACAUAUUGCACCUUUCUUUACAAACGAUCCAUCUAAAUUUUGCCAGAAUAAUGAGGGACUAAGGUUCGCAGUUUUAGAUGUCGAUACGCGUAUAGAGUACAUGUUGACGCUUAAAAAAUGGAAGACUAACAGUUUUGUGCUGUUGGAUAAAUGGAAGAAACACUUCGUGGACAGGAGGACACUCGAGGAGAACGAUGAGGUGGGCCUUAGAUGGGAUGUUAACGCUUCAAGAUUGGAAUUUACUGUACUUAGAAGGCACCAUAAUCAGGAAUGAGAUUGACAUUUGUUGCCAGAUGAUCGAGCUUGUGCGUCUUGAAUAAAGAUUCUGAAGUAGAUGAUCAAGGGUAGAUACAAAUAAAUGAUUUCAAACUUUUUACGUUACAGUAUGGGUUUUAGAAUUUUUUUUGUGUCAUUUAAUGUUUUGUUGGUAGUAGUAAAGUUUUUUUAAGUUCUGAUUAUCC